AUGUCUUCUCCGUGGUCGAAUAACUCUAGAAAACUCAGCCAGCCCGUCUUGCAGUUUGUGCGUGGAAAGAGAACCAAGGCCAAGGGAGCUCUGUCACCCGCUGUGCAGAGAGUGAUCACGCAACUGAGCGUGAUGUCUGCGGGCCGCAAGCAGCCCAAGAUGUUGAAGCUUUCGCGCGAGGAUCUUAUCAAGCACCAAACCAUUCAGAACUGCUGGUCUAUGUACCAGAGAGAAUUGCGCGAAAAACGCAAUGAGCAGCUGAGGCUGCAGUACAAAAGCACGGAAAAAGCCAUGACUCUGCUGGAGCAGCUCGACCCAGAAUUAUUCGAAGCCGCGAACGCGAGCGAGGCUGGAAAGCGGUUUCCCUUAGAACUGAAGGUCCCCACCGAGUUUCCUCCCGACCAGGUAUGGUACUACAACUACAAGCCCAAGGAAGAGCAGUAA
Messenger RNA from Lachancea thermotolerans CBS 6340, 444 nucleotides. It is a transcript of the gene MRPL28, whose product is annotated as mitochondrial 54S ribosomal protein mL40. Bases 1 to 444 code for a protein of 147 amino acids. Gene Ontology annotation, biological process: mitochondrial translation. Lineage: Eukaryota; Fungi; Ascomycota; Saccharomycetes; Saccharomycetales; Saccharomycetaceae. The record is from RefSeq and is a predicted model, not a curated record. Gene Ontology annotation, molecular function: structural constituent of ribosome. The transcript has a single exon.